UCUAUUUCUUACUCGCAGUAAAAUAUUUUUACCUCAUGAUUAUCUCUGGCUCUGGUAGUACUUACGUCGUAUCUCAUCAAGAAAAUGCCGGCGUCCAAAUCCUUUCAGGAAUACAGUCGUCAAAAGGCGGAGGAAGACUGGCAACGGAAGGUCGACAAGCGUAAGAAGGAGCUCAGCAACGACGAGAGAAUACAGACGGCUACAGAAUACAAAAAGAUUGGCGCAGACAAAUUCAAGUCGGGAAACAUCAGCGAAGCGAUAGAGUAACAAUGCUUAUGCUGCUACGUAGUGUACUUAAUUGUCGUAUCUUCACGAUCACGGGACGCUCGGCUGGAUGACAAAGAAUCUUGAUCUUCAAAGUUCUUCCUUGACAAAUGAAAUGAGUCCUGCGGAAAGGAAACUACAGAUUCAGAGUUCUUUGACCCAUUUUUUCUCGAGAAAACACUUUUCAGAUAGUUUUCGAACAAAAUUGAUAUUCUUCUUUAUCGUGCUUCACACUACUUUCACAAUCAUCAUGAUGUGUGUCUCAGGUACUAUCGCGAAGCGUACUGCUACGUGCAUGACCUAGUCGAUGCCAGACGCCGAGAACGCGUGAAACUUACGGUGCCGCUUCUCCUGAAUUUGGCACUGUGUUACGAAAAACAAGGCGACAAGGUAGUACAGGAACUCGAAAGAGAAAAGGUUAAGUUCGACCCAGCCCAAUUUGGCGUACAGUACAAGUCUGCUCCGACCAACAAUGAGGACGAGGAGGAAGAAGAUGAAGGUAUGAGAGGCUCGCGGCAGAUACUCACAAUAGCCACAGAUUCUGUUUGUCCUUACUUCGUUCGAUCUAUCAUCAUGCGGGACCGACGCAAGCGCUAUUCCAAGGACUCUCGUAGUACUACCAUCAUUUACUCACGCUUCAAUAUACUGUCGCUCUUCCCUUGUGAUGCUUUGGUACGUUUUCCUCAAACUCGAAAUACUAUAUUUAUUUGUUUGGAUUCGAAAGUUUUCAUUUGCUUUCCGCUGCCUGCGAUCGCUCGGCCAAUGAACUCGCUGCCGUUGAACGCUUCCCAAGAAGGGCGUCAGAAAGACGCGGUUGCCCUGUAUGAGAAGAUGCGUCACGAUGCUCGUGAGGCCGUAAGAAUUGCGGAUAUACCUCGGAACGAAGUCGAGGCCACUUUUGUGCUGAAAUCGCGCCUCCGACUAGCAGUUGCUGGUGAAAAGCUGCGCGACUGGGAGCUUGCCGCCAGAGAACUCAAGAAAAUUCUGCAGGAACAGCAAUUGCUGCAAGAAAAGGUGUAUGACACCAGGGGAUGAAGAAAUAUUAAAUUGACUUUGGCAGUUGUAGAUGAUAACGAUCUCGAUCAGUAAAGGAUUCAUUAUUUACGGUUAGUCUAACAGAUUAUGAUAAUUCAGAUACAAUUUAAUUGGAAGAACAGAAAAGAGUCUACAAAUGGCGGUUACGAUGAUGAGUGAGUGUCUUAUCAUUCUUCCAAGAAGCUGUUGUUUUUCCGCCUCCUCAUACAUGGGGCUCCUAUGAAUUUAGACGAGUGAAUGUGAAAGAAAAAUACAGCGGCACACUACUAGAGCAAAUAUAUAAUUUCAAUAAUAUCAGAAUUACGGAAUGGGAAAACACGACAACCUUCAAGCUAGUAUCCUCUAGGCAUUUGUAUUUUUUAGUUGUGUGUCUAGACAUCGUUCAAAAGUUGCUGCCUUCAAAAUCGAAAAACGGCGGACGGAGUCGAUCUCUCAAAGGUCGAGGCAGCUCAGCGUGCCUUUGUUGAGGAUGCCCUGACCCGCUGGCCACGCGUCUCUGCUGCCCUCGAAUCUCAACGCGCUUCUGCAGCAGUUCCGCGUGGCUUCUUGAAUAAGAAGAAGAAGGUGACGCAAGACCAUGUGGAUGCACAUCAAGCAAGACCAAAUAAUACAGAGGGAAAAGACACUGACCACCCAAGCAAGAAAAAGCUCAAUGACGAGCGGGAACAUCAACAAGAAGGAGACCAAGUGAAAGACCACAAAAAGGAUCAAGGCAGCGACGAUGAUCCUGAGGCAGAGGCUGCGAGGAAAGCUUUCAGUUCUCAAGUUUUCGAGAAGCUAGCCAAGUCGAAAGGCAACAAGAUGCUGUACGAAGAGCGGGACCGCGCCAUGGAGCCCGCUAGGGAGAAGAUUGCGCACGACAACAAAGUUCUUGAUCUAGAACGCGAACUCAUGAUUAUGCUUGUUCAUCUUGUUGGCUAGUCCUAGUAGCACGAGGACUAGCAUCUUCUAUUGAAAAUAUAUCCAUGAAGAAGAUGAUUGCACUUUAUGUAUGAGAAUCAUCCGAGAUAAGCAGGCCCUGGUGCUAGAAGUACGUAGGAAAGUCCUUGUGACGGCAAAAAUCAAGUAUAAUUGAAAUUGUGAUCAUUACAGACGCGAAAGUCACAGCUGGCAGGACGAUUCGCCUCUAAUGACGAUAUCGUAGUCGAAAAGGACUCCGAAAAGGCAGCUACGCUGGAGGAGUAUCAAAAGCACCGGGAAGCAAGGUUUGAGACGCAAGAGGAGCAGUUGGGCUACAAAAAGAAAGUGCUGGACAAAAUUGAAGCUGAGAAGAAAAUCGCCGAGGAAACAGCGUGGGCGCAGCGUCUCGAAAAGCAGAAACGUACGAGGGAACAGCAGAAAUUAUGGACAAUGAUAAUGUGAAUCAAUUGUUUUUUUACUUUGACUCGUACUCCGAAAAUCUCCUGGUUCAAAUUGGCAAACUGAUGUUGAAAGGAGGUAGUCCUAGUUUCUAAUCCCCGCUUCAGUCAGGUUGCGAACAGGAAACACGGCUGCUGGGUCGCAAACGAUUCAUCAACCGUUGACUGCUGGUGAUGACGGCGACAACGACCUGCACGUUGAAGAAAUAGACGCCUCGACUGGACAGCCGCUGGCGCAUGAUAAGCUCCAGCCUGCAAAUGCGCCUCCUCCAACCAGCAACUUCGGACACCAAAGCAUGGAAUGUGAGCGCCUACUCAAGCAUCGCUUAAAAGAGAUACUUCUCGGCGUAGCACUAGAAAGCGAUGAUGACCUCCCACAGAAGAGCGUCUAUGAAACGAUUGGCAAGAUGAAUGUGGUCGAUGAGGGAGAGGGCAGCUAUUGCCUAAAGGGACUCAUCGCGAACGUCGAAGUAGAAGGCGAUUGCGGUGUUUUCCGCACGAAGUCUUACCAUGUAUGGCCGAAUCAAGGUUGUGGUUGUAGAGGAAUCGUUUCACUGAGAAGUAGAACACAGGAGUUGUAGUUUCUUUUUUCCACCUGUACAAGAUGAACACAUUCAUAGAUUCUUCUUUCUUCCAUCCCAUCGAAGAUCCUCCCUUUCAUCCCUCCUUCUUCAUACUGGGCUGAAGCCUUCCACUACUGGGAUUUCAAGCUGGAAAUCGAUUGGGAAGUAUGCGUAGCGAGACGAGGCGCCAAAAGCUACCGGCAUGCCGAAGAUAUCAUGAAAGAGGUCGCGAAAUUAUGAAAUUCAUAGCGAAAUCUUUUGAACCUCCUCCUGUUCCCAAAAAAAAGUGCGACGAUACAGAAACUUGUAUUAAGUGAUUUCAUGUAUGGUAAGGCAUUAUUUGUUGUACUUAUACACCUACUCGUUAAAAGAUUUAAUUUCAGUUUCUACUUGAAAAUCUGUCUCUCUUUCUUUCUAAUGAAUGGUUACCGUGAACCUGUCUCUGAGGCGAACUCGAAAACUGGCGCCGGGCAUUGCGAUGCUCCACCUACAAUUGCGAAGAACGCGCUUACGUGGGGUCGGUUUUCGAUACUCGAUUUUAGCAGUGACGAAAAAGGAGAGUACUUCUAAAAUCAAAUAAAUGCAACUACAACAACGAACAACAAGAACUUCAACUUUUUUUCUGUCAAGAACGAACGAAGUGUGUGCCGUCUUGCGUAAGGUUCUUGAACUAUUUCUUAGCACCUUCUCGGCGCCGUCGAGGAGCAACAUCUAGAGGGACAAAACGCUACUUCGCGUCACCACUUUCUCAGGUACGACCAAGAAGCGCUUCAGUUUUCGAACCUCACGGAGCACAAAUGCGAACGUGGCGGGAAGUUGACACGUUGGAGCGAAGAUCUUGCGACUGACCUUGGUCAAGUGGUCCGCAAGCGCCUGACCCGAUUCGUAACUGAAUUCAGAAACAUGGAUGUCGAGUAGCAGGAAAUAUAAUCAACUUCUUCCAGACCUCAUCGACUUCUUAGUCUUACAGAUUUUCAUUUUUAUUAACAAAGUAGUUUGUUAGGAAUCAAUAGGCAGGGUCUGCCCGCAUAAAGGAUAAAGAAUGCGAAAAAUGAGCAUGAAAGCGUUUCUCCGGGUUUUGGACAUUUCAAAGACCGAAAAAACGUGAUGAAAAGUGCUGCAUGCCUUUUACUUGUUGAUGAUGCACCAACACGUGCGACAGCGACUCUGAAUCUAAGUAGAUAUUGAUAUAUCUCCUCUUCAU
This is a messenger RNA of Amoebophrya sp. A25, 4424 nucleotides long. The record is from the annotation of a GenBank genome assembly. NCBI's taxonomy places the organism in Eukaryota, Dinophyceae, Syndiniales, Amoebophryaceae.